This is a messenger RNA of Thlaspi arvense, 1470 nucleotides long. The record is from the annotation of a GenBank genome assembly. Lineage: Eukaryota; Viridiplantae; Streptophyta; Magnoliopsida; Brassicales; Brassicaceae.
AAAUCGAAAUCGAUGGGUGAUAGUCGUCUUCUCCGAAGCUCCGUCGUCGUUAUCGGGAUUACCUUGCUACAUUUACUUGCUUUCUCCUCCCUUGUUUCAUCUGAUGAACUUCUAUUCGUUGUGGGAGAAACUGGGGCGCUUCAAGUGACACCUAGUUUAGAGGUGAAGGCAUCUCCUGGAUUGAAGCCAGAGAGAACAUCUCUAUGUGAGAGGAUACAUAUCCAUGGACUUCGAAGGUUCAAGCAUUUGGACAAGUACGCACACUCACUCAAGUUGAUUGUUAACUCGUCAACUGCUGGGAAAACAAGCAAUUUCGAUGUUUGCUUCCACAGGAAUUUGUCGCGUGCAAUUGGAAUGUGCCCUACUAGCCGAUGGGAGAAAGUCUCAAAGGGUUCGUGGGUUCAGACAAUGUCACCCUUCGACCACAAAAUACUUGAUGUAAGAACAGCUAGCUCAUCCAAGGCCACUAUGGAACUGUCUGCUGUAGAAGAAUUCUUUAUGUACCGCAUAGUAUUUUUGAUACUCGGUACCGUUUUGCUGGCUUCGGCUUCGACGCUGAGCAACUCAUUAGCGUUUUACUACAGUAGCGCCAUGGCUGUUGGCAUUAUCCUUGUUGUGCUGCUUGUCCUCUUUCAGGGGAUGAAGCUUCUACCAACUGGGCGGAGUUCGUUUGCAUUGUUCAUAUACUCGACACUGCUCGGUUUAGGCGGUUUCCUUCUGCGCUACAUACCUGGUUUGUUUCAAAGCCUGCUAACCGAGAUGGGAAUCGACGAAGAAAUGUACACCCCUGUGGCGAUAUUUGUCGGGGUGUUUCUAUCUUUGGGUGGAGCAUUUUUUGGAUUUUGGACUGUGAGGAAACUGGUUCUGACCGAAGAUGGCUCGAUUGACAUUAGCACAUCGCUCUUUGUUUCUUGGUCCAUCCGUAUUUUGGCUGCCGUUUUGAUCCUUCAGAGUUCUGUAGAUCCUUUGUUAGCUGGAGGAGCACUGAUAUCUGUGAUUCUUCUGUCAUCGAGUUUAAAGAAGAUGAUCAGAUUGAAGUUCCUACUACGCUUAUAUGAGAUUGCAACGAACCUGCUGCUAGGAAUCUGGGAGGCGAUUCGUUAUGCUGAAGUACCAGCUGUCCCUGGAUAUCUCCAUGACUUCUUGCAAAAGAGCCCUGAUGCUUCUGAAUCUGGCAACCGUGUUACUUUUGCUUCUCCAUCAGGAGGGAUCAACGGGAUGCGACAGUCACCACCGUCUGAAUCAGAUACAUUCCCUUCCUCUUUCCAUAAAACUCCUGAGAGGAACAAACUCUCAAAAGAAGAGUGGAAGAAGCUCACAAAGGAAAGCACGACAAAGGCGGUUAAAGAAUUGGUUUCGUCACCUGGUUUUAGCAAAUGGGCAGGAGCAAAUGCUGAUAGGAUCAAUGUAACUCCAAGAAAAGGAUCCGGUAGCAAAGAGCGGCCACGGAAAUGGCUGCCUUGGUUCUGA